This is a messenger RNA of Akanthomyces muscarius, 1644 nucleotides long. RefSeq lists its product as uncharacterized. Gene Ontology annotation, molecular function: acyltransferase activity, transferring groups other than amino-acyl groups. Lineage: Eukaryota; Fungi; Ascomycota; Sordariomycetes; Hypocreales; Cordycipitaceae. The transcript is spliced from 2 exons. Bases 1 to 1644 code for a protein of 547 amino acids. The record is from RefSeq and is a predicted model, not a curated record.
AUGUGUGAAGUCGAGGUUUCCGUCGUAGAAACGACGCGUCUCGGCCCCAAAGGCAUCGCAGAAGCGGCCGUUCCGCUGUCUCUUCUCGACAGCUCGACGGCCGAUUUCGCCCCCGGUAGCGCCAUCUGGCUCUAUGAUCGACCAAACGUGCCUGGCGCCAGCAAGUGCAGCUUGCUCGACUACCACAUGCGCAACUCGCUGGCCGCCGUCCUAGAGCACUACCCUCAAUGGUGCGGGCACUUGAAGAUUGUCAAGAGCAUCGACGGGACUGUGCCGGCGGAGGCGCAGGGCUUCCCGGCCCAUGCUAAGCGCUUUGGCCGCGUCUACGCUCAUUACGGGACACACAAUGAUCCCGGCACCGAGUUUGUUUGGGCCAAGUGCUCUGCGACCCUCGACUCCAUGUAUCCCAAGAACCGCGCGGCGGAGCAGCCGGCCUGGAACUGUCACUCCUUGCCUUUUCAAAAGUUCAUGUCUGCUGUGCCCUUGGCCAAUGUUCUUCUACCGAGCCACACGCACGAGGGCGAAGCCGAUGAGCUGCCUCCAGCGCUGGCCAUCCAGAUCACACAGUUUCAGUGCGGAGGCUUUGCAAUUGCGCUGAAGAGCUCGCAUCCGUUGGCCGAUGCGGCCGGUUUCAUGUCCCUCCUCCUCGACUGGACCAAUGUGAGCAGGGAAAUGCUGGCGGGAAGACCUGUGCCUGCUCUGUCUCCGCAGUUUGAGCCGUCACUACUAGACGACCACGCCGCGGGAGACAUCAACGCCAGCCAGCCCGACAAAGAGCUCGUCGCCAAGGCGGAGAGCCUGCCCAUGCACCGAUAUGACUGGUGGGUCUCUGCGCCUACGUGCCCGUGGCCAUUCCACGUUCCAGCCCCAUACUCUGACCAGGACCUCGAACCGGUCGGCAAGGUCAUGCCUUGGGCGGAUUGGAACUUGGCUGCCCCCGUGUCCAACUACGUUAUCCAUCUUACACGCGACCAGGUCGAUGACCUCUUCGAGCAGGCCAAAGCCGGCGCAACACAGAAACUCAGCCGACACGAUGCUGUGCUGGCCCAUAUUUGGUCCUGCAUCAUACGUGCACGCAAUCUGAAGAGUGACGAUGGCCCCGUUCACUGCGACCUGGUCUACGGCGUACGUCCUUCGUUUCAGUUGAGUGAGAGGUUCUUGGGCUCUCCCAUCAUCAUGAUGAACAUUGAGUUGCCGGGCUCCCAAGUCGCGGAGCCUUCGAAACUCUCCAAUGUCGCCCUGCAGGUUCGCAACACCCUGCGCCAGGUCGUGGAGCCCGCCAACAUGGCUGCGCACCUGCACAGCGUGGCAUUUGAAACAUCACCGCAGCGGGUUUGGCAGGCCUUUCUGGGCAAGCGUCACAUCCUGGUCACGACAUGGGGCCGCGCGGGCAUCUACGACCUGGACUUUGGUCUGGGCUCCCGCUGCGUGUUCGCCGAGGGUGUAGUCCCUGAUAUGGAUGGCACUGUGCUCAUCAAAGAAGCGCCGCCGGCUGAUAACCAGCCUGGCCAUGUGUCCUCGCCAUACUGGACAGAUAAUGGUGUUGAUAUUUCUGUUCGAAUCUGCACCGAAGACAUGGAGCGUCUUCUUCAAGACCCGCUGCUGUUUCCCUCUGGGGUUACCGGACGGCAAGAGGCAAAUUAA